Molecule: messenger RNA, 303 nt
Organism: Hydatigera taeniaeformis
Lineage: Eukaryota; Metazoa; Platyhelminthes; Cestoda; Cyclophyllidea; Taeniidae
Source: the annotation of a GenBank genome assembly
AUGACGUCCACAUCGGAGAAUGGAGAGGGUAGAGGUCGUCCUAUCUUCAUCUCGACAUCGGCUACUCACACCAUGACUCCUGUUCCUGCAGGUGGUCUCUAUUCCUCGUCCUCCUCCUCGGCAUCGAUGCUGGCGGCCUCCGAGGGCAGCAAAACUUCACUCGAUGGUCGUCGAAAGAGACCAGCCACCAAUCUCACAACUCCACGACAGAGCAGUAAGUUAAGCCUUUCUGAUUUAACUUCACUGCCCUUCCUGUUGAAUCUCAUUAAUUCUAUCGUGCGGCAGACUCCUACUUUGCCUUAA